AUGAACAAGACCAAACACCCUGUUGACCCGGAAGAGACACCCAACAUUGUGCCUGACCACCCUCUCACCGGUAAAGCAGCCGAGGAGGACUAUCAGAAACAACUCGCCCUCCUCAAGGAGCAGAAUGAAACAAGACUCGAGAAAGCUCGGGAGUCGCCAUCCUCCAACUCAUCAACACAAAACACCGAUGGUCGCACCUAG
Molecule: messenger RNA, 201 nt
Organism: Fusarium musae
Lineage: Eukaryota; Fungi; Ascomycota; Sordariomycetes; Hypocreales; Nectriaceae
Exons: 1
Coding region: 1-201 (66 amino acids)
Source: RefSeq, a predicted model, not a curated record